This is a messenger RNA of Stegodyphus dumicola, 770 nucleotides long. RefSeq lists its product as uncharacterized. Lineage: Eukaryota; Metazoa; Arthropoda; Arachnida; Araneae; Eresidae. Gene Ontology annotation, molecular function: structural constituent of chitin-based larval cuticle. Gene Ontology annotation, cellular component: chitin-based extracellular matrix. The record is from RefSeq and is a predicted model, not a curated record.
UCUUUCUUCCCCUUCACUCUCACUGCAAACGGAGUUACUAUUCCAAAUCAAGAUGUGUUAUAAGGUCUCUUUAAUCUUGACAGUAGUAGCUCUGUAUGCUGUGGAAGCAUUUGUUCCCGUCAUCGAAGAAAUUCACAUGCCUCAGCCAUACUCCUUCGGCUACUCGGUAAAGGACAAGCACGGUGAACAACAUAGAAAAGAAACUGGUGAUGGAGUUGGUGUUGUGAAGGGCAGCUAUGGCUUCACUGAUGAACGAGGAAUUCAUCGCCAGGUAAAUUACAUCGCUGAUAAAGCUGGUUACAGAGCUGAAGUGAAGACUAAUGAGCAUGGUACUGCUCCUCUAGAUCCAGCGGCUGUCAAAAUGAUCUCUUCUGCUCAUCCUUACCUUGGUGGAGCUGGUGCCCAUUUAACUCCAAAAGCAGUUGUAGCUCCAAUAGAAAUUGCAGCAGCGGUGCCUAAAAUUGUUAACGCCGGAGUCGCAGCCCAUUUAAGUCCAGUAGGAAUGGUAGCGAUGAUGCCCAAAGCUGCAGCUCCCGGAAUUGUAACCUAUGGUACUACUUUGGGUGGAAAAGCAGGGUACGCAGCGCCAGUUUACGAAGGAGUUGUGAAAGGUUAUGACAGUAGAUUUGGAGCUUACUAAUAGCUCCACAGUGCUGUCAACUUAAAACAUGUAAAACAUUUGGCACAGUAUACGGACACAAGGAUUCAUAUGGCUUUUCGAUUCAUAUUUAAUUUAUAUCUUCUGUGUAAAUAAAUUGUAUUGCAUUACA